CUAUUUGCUGAUAUUUUCUCUGUCCUCAUCAUGCCCCGUUGCCAAACAAAAAAGCCACGUUGACGAACUGGACUGAAGUCUACUGCUGCUGUUUUUCGCAGAAAAAUAGAUCUAAACGAGCGUUUUUCACUCUUCCGAAAUAUAUACAUUAGAUUACAGAUGUCUUCGCCUCCGAAGGAAAAAAUCGAGACCAAAGGAGGACAUCUCCCGGCUGUGAAGGCAGGGGGGAUGAGGAUCGUGCAGAAGCACCAGGGAGCAGCUCCACCUGAGCCGCCUCCUGUCAAGGACAAGGACGACGAGGAGUUUGUGGAGGAGCCUAGCCCACCAAAGCCCACUGUGGUCGUGUCAGGAGUGGUUACAAAGGGUGAUAAGGACUUCACCCCGGCGGCAGCCCAGGUAGCUCACCAGAAGCCCCAGCCGUCUGUCACCAAGAUGCCCCAGAACCAGCACCUCACCCAACAAAUCCACCAGCCCCGCAAGUGAGGCUACCGCCAAGCUUACCAUCCCUCCGCUAACUCUGCUACAGUUGGCCCCACAAGGCGCCAGCAAUCUUCCCAGACACAGCUCUACGGUCAGUUUUGUGUUUACCCCCCUCCAAUGGUUAAGUAAGGAUUUGAGGAGGCGAAACUGAUCCUAAAUCUGUGACUAAGGGCAAGCCAAUGCAACGCAUCAUCAAUGAACGACAUCAGCCAACCUAUCACAGCAGCCUACCGACCAACACAACAACCACAAACCAAUCAAAGAACUGGACAACCAAUCAAUUAAGCAUGCAACCAAUUACCAUAAGUGCUCAGGUUACAAGGGAAUCCCCUGUUAAGCAUUCCAUGUGAUCCCACUCUCCUCAUACUUGGGUUAUUAUACUGAACAGAAAUAUAAAUGCAACAAUUUCGUCCUCGCACUGUUAAAUGCGUUUAUUUUCAGCAAACUUAACAUGUGUAAAUAUUUGUCUGGACAUAACAAGAUUCAACAACUGAGACAUAAACUGAACAAGUUCCACAGACGUGACUAACAGAAAUGGAAUAAUGUGUCCCUGAACAAGGGGAGGUCAAAAGUAACAGUCAGUAUCUGGUGUGGCCACCAGCUGCAUUAAGUACUCCUCCUCAAGGACUGCACCAGAUUUGCCAGUUCUUGCUGUGAGAUGUUACCCCACUCUUUCACGAAGGCAACUGCAAGUUUCCAGACAUUUCUGUGGGGGAAUGGCCCUAGCCCUCACCCUCCGAUCCAACAGGUCCUAGACGUGCUCAAUGGGAUUGAGAUCCAGGCUCUUCACUGGCCAUGGCUGUCUUGCAGGAAAUCAUGCACAGAACGAGCAGUAUGGCUGGUAGCAUUGUCAUGCCAGAGGGUCAGGUCAGGGUGAGCCUGCAGGAAGGGUACCACAUGAGGGAGGAGGAUGUCUUCCCUGUAGCGCACAGCAUUGAGAAUGCCUGCAAUGACAACAAGCUCAGUCCGAUGAUGCUGUGACACACCGCCCCAGACCAUGACAGACCCUCAACCUCCAAAUCGAACCCUCUCCAGAGUAAAGGCCUCGGUGUAACGCUCAUUCCUUCAACGAUAAACGCAAAUCUGACCAUCUCUGGUGAGACAAAACCGCAACUCGUUAGUGAGCACUUUUUGUCAGUCCUGUCUGUUCCAGCGACGGUGGGUUUGUGCUCAUAGGCAACGUUGUUUCUGGUGAGGACCUGCCUUACAACAGGCCUAUAAGACCUGUCAAGCAUCUCUCAGCCUAUUGCGGACAGUCAGCACUGACGGAGGGAUUGUGCAUUCCUGGUCUAACUCUGGCAGUUGUUGUUGCCAUCCUGUACCUGUCCCGCAGGUGUGAUGUUCGGAUGUACCGAUCCUGCGCACGUGUUAUUACACGUGGUCUGACACUGCGAGGACGAUCAGCUCUCCGUCCUGUCUCCCUGUAGCGCUGUCUUAAGGCAUCUCACAGUACGGACAUUGCAAUUUAUUGCCCUGGCCACAUCUGCAGUCCUCAUGCCACCUUGCAGCAUGCCUAAGGCACGUUCACGAAGAUGAGCAGGGACCCUGGGCAUCUUUUUUGUUGUUGUGUUUUUCAGAGUCAGUAGAAAGGCCUCGUAGUGUCCUAAAUGUUUCUCUGACCUUAAUUGCCUAUGGUCUGUAAGCUGUUAGUGUCUUAGCGACUGUUCCACAGGUGCAUGUUCAUUAAUUAUGGUUCAUUGAACAAGCAUGGUGAAACGGUAUUUAAACCCUUUACAAUGAAGAUCUGUGAAGUUAUUUGGAUUUUUAUGAAUCAUCUUUGAAAGACAGGGUCCUAAAAAAAGGACUUUUCUUUUUUUUACUGAGUUUAUGUAAUCAUCAGUCAAUGGAAAUAAAUUAAUUAGGACCUAAUCUAUGGAUUUCACAUAACUGGGCAGGGGUGUAGCCAUGGGUAGCCAGGCCCACCCACUGGGGAGACAGGCCCAGCCAUUGGGGAGCCAGGCCCACCCACUGGGGAGACAGGCCCAGCCAAUCUGAAUGAGAUUUUCCAACAAACGGGCUUUAUUACAGUCAGAAAUACUCCUCAGCACCCCCCAGGUGAAGAAGCCGGGUGUGGAGGUCCUGGGCAGGAGUGGUUACACAUGGUCUACGGUUGUGAGGACGGUUGGACAGAUUGCCAAAUUGUCUAAAACAACAUUGAAGGCAGUUUAUGGUAGAGAAAUGAACAUCCAAUUCUCUGGCAACAGCUCUGGUGGAUAUUCCUGCAGUCAGCAUGCCAAUGUCACGCUCCCUAAAAACUAGAGACAUCUGUGGCAUUGUGUUGUGUGACAACUGCACAUUUUAAAGUGGCCUUUUAUUGUCCCCAGCACAAGGUGCACCUGUGUAAUGAUCAGGCUGUUUAAUCAGCUUCUUGAUAUGCCACCCCUGUCUGGUGGCUGCAUUAUCUUGGUAAAGGAGAAAUGCUUACUAACAGGGGUGGAAACACAGUUUUGCACAAAAUAUGAGAGAAAUAAGCUUUUUGUGCAUAUGGAACAUUUCUGAGAUUUUAUUUUUUUAGCUAAUGAAUCAUAGGACCAAAACUUUACAUGCUGCGUUUGUAUUUUUGUUCAGUGUAGUUCUAAGGGAAAUGUCAUAGACCAUACACACAAUCCUCCUUCAUUUCAAGUGUGGUUAUUGUCAACACCGCAUUUCAGGGUUCCAGGGAAAUACAUUUAGGGAAGGAGUAAUUUCCUAAGUUUAUUUAAUAAAGUUUAAAAUUAUAUACUUUUUAUUUUACUCAGUUUGUUUCUUGAGUCAAGUCCUUAGUCAGUGAGUGGACUUAAGCAUUAGGUGUGGUUGUCAUGAAUAAAGAUUUAACUUUAAAAUCA
This is a messenger RNA of Oncorhynchus nerka (sockeye salmon), 3305 nucleotides long. RefSeq names its product death-associated protein 1 homolog. Bases 160 to 483 code for a protein of 107 amino acids. The record is from RefSeq and is a predicted model, not a curated record. Gene Ontology annotation, biological process: cellular response to amino acid starvation; apoptotic signaling pathway; negative regulation of autophagy. NCBI's taxonomy places the organism in Eukaryota, Metazoa, Chordata, Actinopteri, Salmoniformes, Salmonidae. Gene Ontology annotation, molecular function: death domain binding. The transcript is spliced from 4 exons.